Messenger RNA from Cooperia oncophora, 324 nucleotides. NCBI's taxonomy places the organism in Eukaryota, Metazoa, Nematoda, Chromadorea, Rhabditida, Trichostrongylidae. The record is from the annotation of a GenBank genome assembly.
AUGGGUAGCCGACCACGUCGUUUCCUGUUUUGUGGAACUACUAGUGGAAGUGUGCAGAUGUGGGAUUUAACGACGGCUUUGGAUCAAUACAUGACCGCUCGUCAGUCUUCGUUAGCUAGUGCUCAAUCAGCUACCAGCUUGGAUUCUCUGAAGACGUCAUCCAGCAGUGUGAAAGUACCCCCGAUCAUGUUACAAGGAUUGAACGGCCCUUCGCCGCAAGAACUCCUGCAACUAAUAGAUGAAUGUGAGAUUUGUUGUAAUAGUAUGAGUCCAACUCCAGCAUCCACACCACACUCGUCUGUCCCUCAUCUUCCUAGUCUUUAA